GUAGUCCCUGUUCAGACCGCGAACGAUCAAGAUGACGGCGAAACUUUUAUCGUCUAUAAAUAUUAGUUUUAGUGUUUUUGUUGGAAUAUGAUAAAAAAAAAUUGAAAAUAUUUCUCUAAUAUUGGAUAAUGUAAGAAUACUCUCUCAAAUUAUUUGGACAGCGCUAUAUAAAUUGUCUAAGUGUCAUUGUUCAACGAAUAUUCCGGAGCGGCAUGAAGUUUACGAAGGCUAAACUAUUCUUUGUUAAUUUCUACCUCUACCUACUCGCUAAUUUUCAACUAUCUAGUUUAACAAACAUCGUGUUCAAUGGGAAUAUAAAUGAAAACUGGACUUACGAUGUCAACUCACAGUUUCUUCAUAUGAGUAACGGAGUAUUAUAUUCAAUGAAAUGCUCUCCUGAAACUGUUGAAUUUACUGCUCAAAAUAUUUUUACAAAGGAUGAAAGCCGAUCGUUUUUAAAGUUUGACUGUAAAUCUAGCGUUAAGGUAAACGUACAAGUUUUGGUAAACUCUACUCAAUGUAUUAGCAUCUUUGAUUUAUCUAAUUAUCUUCCCACGGACAUUUUGAAGAAUGCUCAAUCUUAUGAACCGUUUAUUACUGAACGAACAAUCAGUGUUGUAAGGUCUACAGGCAAAGUUUAUGCUAGAGAAUCGCCUUGUAUUCCUACUCAAUUUGUCAUUCUUGUUAUGACAGAUAAUUUUCAGCGUAUUCCGGUCGAGAUUAUUUUAAAGGAUAGACCGAAUAAUCAUGUCAGAUUAAGAAGAUCAGUCAACACUCGACCGGUCUUUAAAUUUUCUUUUUAUAAGGAAACUGUGAUGGAGGAAAGAAAUCCAGGUAUAACUGUUGCAACAAUAGUUGCCUCAGACCCAGAUGGCAAUCUCGAAGGUGUAUUAACGUAUAGUCUCAUAGGGCAACGAAAUGCCCUCUCCGAAACUAUGUUCGAGGUUGACGAAAACUCUGGACGAAUAUCAACUUCAAAAAAGUUGGACAGAGAAUCAAUAUCAACGCAUUAUUUCCAUUUAAUAGCUAGGGAUCGUAGUCGAAAUCCCAAAUCAGCAACAGCCACAGUUGAGAUUAGUGUACUAGAUGACAAUGAUCAUUCUCCGAAAUUCGAGCAACCGAAUGGGAUAUAUACUCUAGCUGUAAAAGAAGAUUUUGAUGUUGAUGGAAUCAUUCACACGGUAGUAGCAACUGAUAAUGAUGAGGGAAACAACGCCAAACUGACUUACGAGAUAAUUAGCGACUCCAAGUUGGUGCUGGAUACUUUCAAAAUAGAUUCAUCUGAUGGAAGGUUAUCAUUAAAAAAGAAAUUGGAUAGAGAAGUUACAGGCUAUUAUGAAUUCAGUAUUCGAGCUACUGAUAAAGCAGAUAAGAUAACAGAAAGAAAAUCUUCAACAGCUUUGGUUAAAUUAACUAUUUUCGAUGUCAAUGACAAUUUUCCUCAGUGGACAAAAUCUUCAUAUUCAGUUGAGGUUAGUGAGAAAAUAGACGUUAAGCGUAGACCUGUUAUUGCUCAAGUCAAGGCAACGGACAUUGAUAAGGGAAAUAACGCUAUAGUUGUAUAUACAAUUCAAUCCGGUAAUGAGAAUCAGAUCUUUUCCCUCGACAAAACAACUGGAGACUUAUCCAUACUUAAACCGCUGGAUUACGAAAGUAAUAAUAAAAAUUUUAACCUUAUAAUUAGAGCUACCGAUCAAGGGGAAUCAAAGUUAUCAAAUAUAACAACUCUUACGAUUAAUGUGCUCGAUGAGAAUGAUAACGCACCAAAUUUCACAUCCUCGUUGAUUCGCGUCCCUGUAAAAGAAAGCAAACCUGUAAAUGAGGUAGUUUAUGAGUUCCGAGCAUAUGACAGAGAUAGCGGAAUAAACUCUCAAUUGGUUUACCGUAUCACGUCAGAUAACAAAAAUACUGUACCGUUUAAUCUCAACGAAACCACUGGACAACUGACAGUUAAGACACCUUUAGACAGAGAGACUGCAUCAUUCUUCAAGCUGACAAUAACAGCGUGGGACAAAGGCAUCCCACCGAAAAGUGCCGAAGUCGUCGUCGAUAUUAAUGUCAUAGACGUUAAUGACAACGCCCCGGUGUUUUCCUCUCGGUACUACUCCAAAGAAAUACCUGAAAAUAUAGCUGUUAGUAGAGAAGUAAUUUCUGUGAUGGCCAGAGAUGAUGAUGCAAAUGAAAAUUCAAGAAUGACCUUUCGUAUAAUAAAAGGAAAUACUGGAAAUAGUUUUAGACUAGUUCAAAAGAGUGAUACGAUGGCAUCCAUUGUUGUAACGAAAGCUCUAAAUCACACUGUAACUUCACAAUAUAUAUUGGAAGUGGAAGCAAGAGACAGUGGGGGUAAAACUGAUGUAACAAAUGUUAUCAUUAAUGUAACAGACACAAACGACCAUGCUCCAUAUUUCAGGAAUUUACCAUCUGUGGUAGUUGUUCCUGAGGAUACAAAGGUUGGAGGCUGGGUAGUGCAUAUUGAUGCUUACGAUAAAGACUUUGGGGAAAAUGCUAAAAUUCAUUACGAAAUAGAAAAAAACGACUUCUUCGCCAUUAAACCCCGAACAGGGAACAUAACAGUAAUUGGCGAAUUGGAUACCGAAAAAAUUUCAUCAAUUCCCCUACUUAUUUAUAUUACAGACUCAGGAAAACCUCCAAAAGCAAAUACUGCUCAAAUUCAAUUUAACAUAAAGGAUGUUAAUGACAAUUCACCAAUUUUUAAUAAAAAAAUUUACAAAAUUAAGAUAUCGGAAGGUGCAAGACCACAAAGCUACGUCACAACGGUGAUGGCAACAGACUUAGAUAGUGGAAAUAAUGGUAAAAUCAAAUAUACAUUCGAGGGAGGACAUUCAGGAAAUGGUGCAUUUUUCAUGGAACUAUCUACUGGAGUUAUUAGGACGAAUACUAAAUUAGAUAGAGAGACAAUAGCCGCGUACGAUUUGAUAGCAGUGGCGUAUGAUCAUGGAAUCCCAAGAAGAAGUUCAACAGCAAUUGUUCACGUUGAACUAGAGGAUAUAAAUGAUAGUAUACCAGAGUUUUCGGCCAAUUCAUUAGAUCUAUAUGUCGCUGAAAAUAGCAAAAUCGGAACGAGGGUUGGUGUUAUUCAAGCUAUUGAUAAAGAUGAAGGGAAGAAUGCCGAAGUAGUGUAUUCCAUUGUUAAAGAGAAGGAUUAUGAAUACUUUGAAAUUGCGCAUCAAGAUCCCGCUAAUAUUACGACAACGGCUGUAUUCGAUUAUGAAGCUGAGAAGAAAGAAUUCAAGUUAACUAUUCGAGCUAUGUCUCUCGAUUUAUUCAAUACCGUUGAAGUUACCAUUUACGUGCAAGACCGAAACGACUUUCCCCCUAUUGUUCAAGAUUUUGUGAUAUAUUUUAAUAAUUUUCCUGAUAGCUUCGCUAGGGAAAUUGUUGGAUAUGUUCCCGCGUACGACCCAGAUGUCUCAGACCGUUUAACUUACAGCUUCUACGAAAGGAAUGAAGCUCACAUUCUACAUUUAGACAGUAAAAGUGGAGCCAUUAAACUUGACCCGCGAUUGAAUUCGGAUAGGCCUAUCAACGCUACUCUCGGUGUCCUAGUUAGUGAUGGUAUCAACAAGGCAAAGGCGAAAUGCACGUUUAUCUCACGCUUUGUGUCAACGGAAAUGGUGCGAAAUUCUGUGACUCUCUCGUUACGAGGCGUCGCGCAAGAGAACUUCCUUGAAUCCUUUUAUGAUAAAUUAAUUGGGGGAGUUGCAUCAGCUAUACCGACAUCUUUGUUAAACGUCUUCAUAAUCGAUAUUCAAGAUUCAAGCAGAAACGUAUUGAAUGUAACACUAUGCGUGAAGAAAGGAGAGCAAAACGGCAGAGAUGAAUUCUAUAGUCAGAUAUUUCUUAAGGAGCGUCUAUACUUUAAAAGAUCGUCCGUUGAUAGCGCGACAGGACUUGAGCUUCUUCCAUUUACUGAAGAAAUGUGCAUCACUGAGCCAUGUUUUAACUUUGACGAAUGUACAACUACACCCCAAAAAGGAAAGCCUGGUAAUUUUAUACGAAGUCGAACAGGAACUACGUUUUUCCGCCCCAUCCGUCCUGUCUAUAUACAUCACUGUCAUUGUCCAAGAGGAUUUACAGGACUGAAAGAAAGUUUUGAUUGCGACUAUGAAGUUGAUUUGUGCUAUUCCCAUCCAUGUCAGAAUAAGGGUACAUGUAGAUCUAUCGAAAACGACUAUAAAUGUGAAUGCAGGCAUGGUUAUAUUGGUAAGAAUUGCGAAACAUAUACCCUGGAUAGUUCUUUUUGUCCUCCCGAUGCAUGUAAAUCCGGUUCAGUAUGUCAAACGAAGGCAACGGGAGGCUAUAAAUGCAAAAUAUGCAUGAACUCUAACAAUUGCAAUUCAACUCAAGACUGUGCUUUCUUACCGGAUAGAAAUGAUCGAUGUGAGUUGACUACCAGAUCAUUCGCAAGCGGCUCUUUUCUAGUUUUUCCGUCCUUAAAGAAACGAUAUAGGUUUACUGUGGAAUUAGAAUUUUCUACUGUUGAAAAAUCUGGCCUACUAUUUUACAAUGGGAGAUACAAUGAUGAAAAUGAUUUUAUAUCCUUAGAAUUAAUUAACGGACAGUUGGAAAUAGCAUUUUCCCUUGGCAAAGAGACUGUUCGAAGCAGGACAAAUACGAUUGGAAUAUUGAAUAAUGGUGAUUGGCAUAAAGUUACCUUAGACUAUUUCAAUAAAACUGCAACUGUAUCAAUCGGUGAAAAUUGCGUGGCAGAGGCUGAAUUAAAACUAUCUAGAGCGCAGAAAUGCGCAACCAGAGCUACUAUUAAUCUAGACGAGAAAUGUUCUGACGAUUCCGAGACUUGUUUUAGAUUUCUCGACAUUCCUGGACCACUUCAAUUGGGUGGAUUAGCAAGAAAAGUGAAUACAAAUAGAGAAUUACGAACUUCACAGUUUAAUGGAUGCAUACGAAAUUUAAGAAUUGAUGGAAAAAUUGUCAAUCUUGACGAUUAUACCCACAAUUCUGGAACUAAACCUGGGUGCAUGAGCAAGACUAAAAAAUGUCUUAGUACGUCAUGUCAAAAUGGAGGGAGAUGUCGAGAAAUAUGGAAUGGAAUAUUUUGUGAUUGUCCAGACGGGUAUGGAGGAAAAACUUGCGCAGACUUUAUAUCCAUGCCAUAUUCAUUUAGUGGAAAAUCUUUAGCAACAUUCAGGAAGUCAUCACAUGGGCUAAGAUCUAUUAAAUUUCCUUGGGAUAUAUCAUUCCAUCUAAGAACCUCCCAGAGUGUCUCUUCAGAUGUCUUCGAAACUCAGCUAGUAUCUAAUAGUGGCACAAAAUAUAUCGUGCAGAUAAGAAUCGGCAAUAAUCGUCUUGAAGUAAGCAUUGGAGGAAAGACGAUAUUCGUGAAUAACGUUCGGGUUAACGACGGUAGAUGGCACCACUUGUCAAUUAUUUUGCUGAAGCUUGUUGUAAGAUUUGAUUUUGAUUACGGUUCAAUUGUUUACUCAGAGAAAUUAAAUCAAGACUUUUCUAAUUACAUCGUUGGAGAUAUCCUAUUUGGAAAGAAUCUUAUUGGAUGCAUAAAGAACGUGCAAGUCAACAGUCGAGAACUAACCAAGUCAAAGCUAGAUAAUAUUCAACGUUCGUGUAAAUUGGAAUCUGGCUGCAAUUUAAUUAAAUGUCCAAAGUAUUCAACUUGUGAAGAAAAAUUCGGCGUUGCGAAAUGUAUUUGUGUACCCGGAAGACUUGGCCCAAAAUGCGAAAAAAUAUGUGACAAAUAUAAUCCUUGUAAAAAUAAUCAAACAUGUUAUCAAGAUAAUCUGGUGGACAGCGGUUUUAGAUGCGCCUGCAGUAAAAAUUAUAUUGGAGAGUUUUGUGAGACCUUUCUACCUGAUAGCUGUCCAGAUAAGUGGUGGGGGGUACCUCCAUUUUGUGGACCAUGCGACUGUGGUAAACUCGGUAUCAACUCGAAGUGCGAUCCCUUAACCGGUAGUUGCUCUUGUGAUGAUUAUCAGUUUGUAAAUUCUGAGGGAAAAUGUGAAGAUUGCCGAUGUAAUGUUCAAGGUUCUAAGUCCCCUAAAUGCACUGAUGGGAAAUGUAUAUGCAUAAAGGGUGUUAUCGGGAAAAAAUGCAACUUGUGUGCCGAUAUAUUCGCAGAAGUAACUGCAGAAGGAUGCGCAGUUGUGUACGAUGGUUGCCCUAGGGCGUUUAAAAAUGGAAUUUGGUGGGAAAAAACGAAAUAUAAUAGUCAAGAUGUUCGUAAUUGUCCCCUGGCUUCAGUUGGAAAAUCAUACAGGAAUUGCACUGAAAACGGAUGGUUAGAGGUGGACCUAACCGAAUGUAUGUCUACAGUUUUGAUUCCCCUAAGUGAAGAACUGACCAAACUAGAAGAAGAUAAUCUAAUUUUAAAUACCUUCGUUGUAAAAUCUCUUAUAAAAGAAGUUGAAAUUGCUAGUAGAUUAAUUAGAGAAUUUUAUGCAAACGAUAUAGAAAUUCUGGGAGGAAUCCUUAUAUCAGUUUUGAAGUAUGAGAGUUCGCAGUCGGGUUUAAAUUUAACUCAUACUCAAGAUAGAAACUUUACAAGAAACCUAAUUCAGACAUUAGGCCGAAUUUUAGAUCCAAAAUUGAAUUCAAUUUGGACGAAGGUUAAAAGUGAAAAUUUAGCAGCAGAUUUGUUACAGUGGAUGGAAAAAUAUUCAGAUACGAUGGCAAAAAAUUUAAAGGCAACUUUUACACCGCCGUUUGAUCAAAUUCACGAAAAUGUAAUUUUGGGUAUGGACUAUAUUGAAUUAAAGAACAAAAGUACUGUUCGUCUGCCAAAGUUUAACAACAAAGUAAAAAGUGACAAAUUUACAAUAAAAACCUCGAUAGAAUUGCCUUUAGAUGAAACUGGAAAAAAUGACGUAUCUUCAUCAGCCGUUGGAUAUGUAAUAUAUAAGAAUAUAGGAAAUCUUCUUAUAUCGAAUUUUGGAGCAACUGGACCCGUUUUUUCUGUUAAUCUAGUUGAUGGAAAUGUUACUGUACAUGGAAGUCAAAAGAAACCGGUUAUUAUGCUAUUUGAUUCAACGUAUUCUGGAAACACGUCAAAUUCGCAGUGCGUUUACUGGAAGGACUCUACUUGGGUUUCAGACGGAUGUUCGAAAAUAGAUAAACAUGCCUGCGCUUGUAAUCAUCUAUCUACGUACACUAUGUUAAUGGAUGCGCCAUCUAAAGCAGUCUCAGUUCAAGUUAUGGAUGACUUGGUGUUUACAGUCUAUAUUGGUUUAGCGUUUUGCAUAAUGUGUGCUGUCGCAUGUGCAAUAAUAUUAUUAAUUUUACGAACUGCGAAACACAAUAGCUCUAUGAUUCACGCUCAAAUAUGCUUAUGUCUAAUAGCAGGACAUUUGACGUUCCUGAUAGGUAUAAGACAUGUUGAAAAUGAGUUUCGAUGCAAAUUCGCCGCUAUCAUUUUGCAUUUGACUCAUCUUUGUGCUCUCUCGUGGAUCCUAGUUGGUGCUGUACAUUUUCAUAGAAGAUUAGCUGAGCUGAAGGAUAUUGAUAAAGGAACGAUGAAGUUUUACUACGUUUUAGGAUAUGUCCUACCAGCGAUAGUCGUUGCUAUGGCGACUGGCUUAGCUGCAGAUGAUUAUGGGAAUAAUGGAGCUUGUUGGCUAAGUACGUCGGACACGCUGAUUUGGAGUGCAUUGGGGCCUGGGGGUUUCAUUGUUUUGUUUACUUUAAUUGUUUUGCUAUUAGCUGUGAGGACAACAAGAACAGUCAAACAUAUUCCGGACGGCGUGAAGAGUUCUAUUAAAGCUUGUGCUUUUCUCCUUCCGAUUUCCACUUUGGUUUCCGUUUUAUGUUUACUUACUGCUAACCAAGCUAAAGAGGCCAUUCAGCACGUUUUAGGCGUUGCUGCCAUCCUUCAAGGCGUCUCCUUAGUCAUAUCUUUUAUUUUACUCGACAAACGCGUUCUAAACGCUCUUAGGAAAAAAGACAAUAAAAAUCUUUCAAAUGAAAACGUUGGGCCUCAGUCAGUUCUGGCCUAUCAUAAUCAUCUAAAGGCUGAUGAAGUAACAAACGGGCGUAUUCCACGAAUUAACAUAUCAACUACGACAACAACGUCGAAAUCCAGCACAUGGAAAGAUACGGUUUAUUCAUCAAAUUUUGUAUCUUAUCCCCCAGCCUUAUCGUCCGAUAUAGGGACAACAAAUUUUGGCAGAGACUCUGAUAGUGAGAGUGACGAUGGUUUACCUCUGGAUGCAAGUGGUUCUUCCGAGGAAGAUAUGGUCAUCGGUAAAUUGGGCUGGCCAAAAAAGUACUCUACUCAACCGCAAUUAAGGGUGCUUGACUUGCCCCAGGAACCGUCUCCACCAAAACGACCAAUAACUGAGUAAGUUAUCAUCAAAAAUUUCCUAUUUAAAAGAUAUUCUAAAUUCGUCAACUAUUUCCCGGAAUAAUAAACGAAGAGAAAUUUGUUUUUUUAAUAAAAAAAAAAGAGCGAAAUUGAAUAUCAUAUAGCACAUAUAUAUUUCCGUUUUUAUAUUCUCUUUAUUAUUCCACAAAUAAUGAAUAUUUCCUUGUCCAAACAGAUUAACGGUCAGCAGCGUUUAAUUUCAGUGAAAACUCAGCUUAAUUGUUAUUUUUUGUUACAUAUAUAUACGAGACAAUUUUUAUUACUUGCAUGAUUUUUUAUGAUGAAUUGCAAAUAUUUUUACAGAUGCAAUGUAAAUACAUAUUUUCUUGUUUGUUUUUUUUAUUGAAUACAUUACUUGCCAAGCAAAUUGGAAA
Dimorphilus gyrociliatus is the source of this 8727-nucleotide messenger RNA. The record is from the annotation of a GenBank genome assembly. NCBI's taxonomy places the organism in Eukaryota, Metazoa, Annelida, Polychaeta, Dinophilidae.